This is a messenger RNA of Podarcis muralis (Common wall lizard), 2954 nucleotides long. It is a transcript of the gene TEAD1, whose product is annotated as TEA domain transcription factor 1. The record is from RefSeq and is a predicted model, not a curated record. Lineage: Eukaryota; Metazoa; Chordata; Lepidosauria; Squamata; Lacertidae. Gene Ontology annotation, molecular function: RNA polymerase II cis-regulatory region sequence-specific DNA binding; DNA-binding transcription factor activity, RNA polymerase II-specific. Gene Ontology annotation, biological process: embryonic organ development; regulation of transcription by RNA polymerase II; hippo signaling. Gene Ontology annotation, cellular component: transcription regulator complex.
GAGAGUCCGCUCCUCGCGUUCAUUUCAUUCCUCUUCUCAUUCCGAACAUUCUUAGCAUCGCUCGCGCCGCACAAGCCCGUUUCGAAAGCCCAGCCCGCCCUGCCCGCCACCGGUCUGGGGGCAGUCACGAAGCACUGGCAAGGGCUUGCAAUAAUCCCGCAAGCCAACAAGCUUGUAGAGCCCAAACACACACACACACGCACACACACAUUAAGAGAUUUCUCUCUCUUUUUCAAAAUAACCACCACAACAACAAUAAUAGCAAAAACAAGGAAAAAAAUUAAAAAAAAUUACCCCCCCAAAAUUACCAAACAACACCAAGGCUUGGAAAUUAAGCAAGCCAAGUCCCCAGGGGAAAGCUGGAAGAAGUUUGCAAUUGAAUUGCAAAAGGCUGGUGGUGUUUGCAAAGGUGGGGAGUGGAGUGGAGAGCUGCUGCUGCUGCUGCUGCCACUGCUGGUUAAUUGCACAUUCAAGUGGAAAAUUUUCCGGAGUCAGCAGAAACAUUGUAUCCAAAAAAGACAAAGUCGCAGUUCCAACAAAACGCGGAUAUUGUCCCUGGAAAACUUCCUUUCGAUUUAUUCUCUUAAAGCUUCCAGGCUAAGGCUUGGAGAACCCAGCCAUCACCAUUGAGCCCAGCAGCUGGAGCGGCAGCGAGAGCCCUGCCGAGGACAUUGAAAGAAUGAGCGAUUCUGCAGAUAAACCAAUUGACAAUGAUGCAGAAGGUGUCUGGAGCCCAGAUAUUGAGCAGAGCUUUCAGGAGGCACUAGCUAUAUAUCCCCCUUGUGGGAGGAGGAAAAUCAUAUUGUCUGAUGAAGGCAAAAUGUAUGGUAGGAAUGAACUGAUAGCCAGAUACAUCAAACUUAGAACGGGAAAGACACGGACCAGGAAACAGGUGUCUAGUCACAUACAGGUCUUAGCAAGGAAGAAAGUUCGAGAAAUUCAAGCCGCCAUUAAGGUGUCUAGUCACAUUCAGGUUCUUGCCAGAAGGAAAUCUCGUGAUUUUCAUUCCAAGCUGAAGGUAACAAGCAUGGAUCAGACUGCAAAGGACAAAGCACUCCAGCACAUGGCCGCUAUGUCAUCAGCUCAAAUAGUAUCUGCAACAGCGAUUCACAAUAAGUUGGGCCUGCCAGGAAUUCCCCGUCCGACGUUUCCUGGAGCACCUGGAUUUUGGCCAGGGAUGAUACAAACAGGACAGCCUGGAUCUUCACAAGACAUAAAGCCAUUUGUCCAGCAAGCCUACCCUAUACAGCCAACUGUCGCAACUCCCAUUUCAGGGUUUGAACCUGCAUCGGCUCCAGCCCCGUCAGUUCCAGCUUGGCAAGGUCGGUCUAUUGGAACAACUAAACUCAGAUUGGUGGAAUUUUCAGCUUUUCUUGAACAACAAAGAGAUCCAGAUUCUUAUAACAAACACCUCUUUGUGCACAUUGGGCAUGCCAACCAUUCUUACAGCGAUCCGUUGCUGGAAUCGGUAGACAUUCGCCAGAUUUAUGACAAAUUCCCUGAAAAGAAGGGCGGCUUGAAGGAGCUGUUUGGAAAAGGACCUCAGAAUGCCUUCUUCCUCGUAAAAUUUUGGGCGGACUUAAACUGCAACAUCCAAGAUGAUACAGGAGCAUUCUAUGGUGUAACUAGUCAGUAUGAGAGCUCAGAAAACAUGACAAUCACCUGUUCCACCAAAGUCUGCUCGUUCGGGAAGCAAGUGGUAGAAAAAGUAGAGACUGAAUACGCACGGUUUGAGAAUGGCCGGUUUGUGUUUAGAAUAAACCGCUCUCCAAUGUGUGAAUAUAUGAUCAAUUUCAUCCACAAGCUCAAGCAUUUACCAGAAAAAUAUAUGAUGAACAGCGUGUUGGAAAACUUUACAAUUUUAUUGGUUGUAACGAACAGGGACACGCAAGAAACCCUACUUUGCAUGGCUUGUGUAUUUGAAGUUUCAAACAGCGAACAUGGUGCACAGCAUCACAUCUACAGGCUUGUAAAGGACUGAACAGUUAUUUAUAGACAUGUUUUGUUUAACUCCUUAUCAAAACACAGACUGUCAACCUCAACACUAAGUGGCAGUUCCUCUGGCUGAGCUUUCCCCUACAUUUUUCUAAACCUCAUUUUAGUGUGUCAAUAUAUAUUGUAGCUGUGAAAUUCUGGUACAGUUGUACAAAUUCUUUCUAAAACAAAGUGUUCUUCAAAUUUAUAUAUUAAAAAAACCACCGUUCCUUGGGAAGACUAUAUUUAAGAAUUUCAAGGCCUUUGUGGAAGUUUUAAUUUUUUGUUGUUGUUGUGUUAGAAAAAUAUAAGACAGAGCGUUUGCCAUGGGAAAACUUAACAGCAAUUAUAAGAGUUUAUGAGGUGUUUUGUCUAAAUUAAUUUUUAAAAACCCUGUUUUUAAGAUGCUAGUGAAAUUGAAAUGAAUUUUAACUAUAAGCAUAAAUUAGCACACAAAUUCUUCUUAGAAUUAUCUUCAUAACUGAUUACUGUGGACGAUACAAACGAAUGUAAUUCACUAAAUUAUUUUAUAACUGCAACUCAAUUUCUGUUUGAAGCCAAAUGACAAACAUAGCCUUAAAAAUGCCUGAUGGGAGCAGACAGGUCCUAAAAGUAGGCAAAAAAUAUUAUUAUUCUUCCCUCUGUAUUAAAACUAACCUUCUAACCCAUUUAACUUUUCAAGCAGGUAUUGCAAAGCGAGAAGACUUCCUCCCUUUUACUAAUUAUAUCUAGUGCAUUAAAAAGGUAUAAAGUAUUGUACUAAUAAGGACAUUUGUUUAUUUAAAAGAUGACUCGUUUUGCAAUAACUAGGUAAAUACUGAAAAAUUAGACUUAUGGUGUACGUAAUCUUUUGUGUGUGGUUAUAUAUUAUAUGAACAAUUUGUUUUUGUUUUUGUUUUCCUAAUGAGUCUAUAAAUUGCAACACCAAAAUUAGUGAUAAGCAAAUGUAAAGGGAGGGUGGAAUUAAAGUGACUGUUGAA